ACCCACCCUUCCACAACUGCCAAACACCACCCCAUCUGAAAUUCUUCGCUCAGUCAACAAUGGCAGGCUACUUCGUCUCCGAGCCAAUGCAAAGAAACAUGACCACCCGGAAGAGGAAGGAGCUGGGCCAGCUCGAUCAAGUCAACGAUGACUUGUCCGACUUCUCUCUUUCCUCUCCGGCCAGAAAGAUUCGCCGUCUGGAUGCGCAAUUACCGCCCAUUUUGGAGGAAGACGAGGUUGAAUUCGACCCGGCUCAGAAUUAUGGUCCAAUGAUUGAGGAGCUUGAAAAUCAAGAAAGGGCUAUUGUGCUAUUCAACCCUGUAAAUAACCCAAUGCUCUAUAACCCUUCUAAUGUCUCUAUCUCUCUUAGUCCUGACCUUGUUUCUGGAUUCAAGGACCAAUUUGUUCGCUCCAGCUAUCAGUAUGGCAUGAAAUGUGACAAGAGUGAGGAAGAGCAAGACAGUAGGAACCAAUGUACAGCGGUUGUUCCGUGGGUGCCAUCUCAGCUCCCACCUAUGCCAGCUACUGAGGUUUCGCAAUCCAAUGAUCGAGGAGAGCCCAUGGAGGAUGAGGAGAUGGGCGCAGCGGCAAUGGAGGUCGAAGAUAGUAGUACACCAGCAGCAGGAGCAGGAGGAACAAGCAAUGGAUAUAAUGGAGGGAUUUGGGGGAGUAAUAGUGAAGGGUUUCAGCAGUGGCAACAACAACACUGUAUGACACCACAACCUCCACAGAACACAUCAACACCCAUCACUUGGUUUCGAUGAGACUCUAUAAAUGCCUAGUGUGGUGACUAGGUUUGCUUAUGAAGAAAUGAGUCCUCCAUCUCUUACUAGUAGGUCUCUGUGUUUCUAACUAUAUUCUUUUAGGAAAUGUAGUUUAGUAAUCAAGUGUUAAUAGCGGUGUAGGAAUUUUAUCCAAGAAUGAUUUGCAUGUUUGUUAUGGCUCAUAAUGAACUUCUUAAUCUGAUUUUGAAGUUCCUUUUAUCACUACUCCCAAAAUUUUGGGAUGCUGAUUGUUUGCUGUGCUAGAAUUGUUUUGGAUGCCACGACCUUUUGGCUUGCAAAUUAGACCAGUUCGUGACAACUCUAUUUCUGUAUCGAACUAGUCACAAAACUAGUCCGACCGUAGUAACUAGUUAUUUGAUGUACUGAUGUCUAAGUACAUU
This is a messenger RNA of Fragaria vesca subsp. vesca, 1165 nucleotides long. RefSeq lists its product as uncharacterized. NCBI's taxonomy places the organism in Eukaryota, Viridiplantae, Streptophyta, Magnoliopsida, Rosales, Rosaceae. The record is from RefSeq and is a predicted model, not a curated record. The coding region runs from base 60 to 764 and encodes 234 amino acids. The transcript has 3 exons.